UUUUUUUCUUCAUGUCGUUUACCAACAAUGCAGAAGCAGGUCCUUCUCAAAAGAGACUGAAUAGUAUUACCAACAAACAACCUAAACUAGAACUAGCAGAAAAAGUAGAGAUAUUUCCUUCAACACGAUUACAAGAUUGUCUUGAUUACUCUAUUCUAGUGUCCAACAAUACAAGCAUGGCAAGAGAUCAACUUGCCAAUGAACGAAACUGGCUUACUUGGUUUCGUUUAUCAUGUACAUUGAUCAUUUUAGGAUUCACGCUAUUGCUACAGUUUCGAUUGCCUGACAGUACAGAUCAAGAUGGAAAUCUAACGGUUAGCAAAGCCAAUGAUUUCGCAAGUAAACCGAUAGGCUUUAUCUUUAUUGGUAUUGGUCUUUCCUGCUUCUUUGUAGGUGUAGGCAAAUACUUUAAGAGUCAGCGACUGUUGGUCAAACAAGCUACUUUUGUAGAAGCAGGAUGGGGUAGUCUUGUCAUGGUUGGGAUCUUGUUCUGUUUUGUAUGUUCAGUCAUGAUUAUGGCAUCAAUAAACACUUCAAGAAAUUCAUUCUUGAAUAAUCCUUAAAA
Messenger RNA from Gilbertella persicaria, 565 nucleotides. RefSeq lists its product as uncharacterized. NCBI's taxonomy places the organism in Eukaryota, Fungi, Mucoromycota, Mucoromycetes, Mucorales, Choanephoraceae. The transcript is spliced from 2 exons. The record is from RefSeq and is a predicted model, not a curated record. Bases 12 to 563 code for a protein of 183 amino acids.